GUUAACCAUGCAACAUGCGGACGCCUCCUGGAAAGAGACCCUGAAAGACCAACACGCACAGGGUGGGGCGAGCUGUGACCCGUGCGCCUUCAUCCAGCUCAGGCUCUCAGGACUCGCAUACCCCGAUCACGACCAGAGCGCCAUCACCCGAGCCCGGAGACGUCGCAGACUGGCCGCUAACGCCCGUGAGAGGAGGAGGAUGCUGGGGUUGAACGUGGCCUUCGAUCGCCUCAGGAGCGUCAUUCCUAAUGUGGAGAGCGACAGGAAGUUGUCCAAGUCUGAGACGCUUCAGAUGGCACAGAUCUACAUCAGCACUCUGAGCGAGCUGCUGGAGGAGAGAGACUGCGACACAGAUUUGAGUUACUCAAUGAGGGGUGCGAAGGAUCAGGGGAUCAUGAACAACUCAAACGAGACUUCGGCUGGAGACAAGACCAAAGCAGAGCAGAUGAAUGCUUCUUCCUGUAAGAUCAAAUCAUUUACUGGAAGUUUCGGGGGUCCUGACCCCAUAUCAACAGAAGACUUAGACAUUAACUUUCUGGAAAGGAGCAAUGGAGGGAGAUAA
Molecule: messenger RNA, 562 nt
Organism: Paramisgurnus dabryanus
Lineage: Eukaryota; Metazoa; Chordata; Actinopteri; Cypriniformes; Cobitidae
Gene: atoh1c
Product: atonal bHLH transcription factor 1c
Biological process (GO): positive regulation of transcription by RNA polymerase II; sensory organ development; axon development
Cellular component (GO): nucleus
Molecular function (GO): DNA-binding transcription factor activity, RNA polymerase II-specific; E-box binding; protein dimerization activity
Source: RefSeq, a predicted model, not a curated record